AUGGCUCGACUAGGAGCCAGCUGGCCCGUGGCCAUCGUAGUGGCGGUGGCCGUGAUCGACUCCGCUCAGUCCACGAACUGCUCGGCCGCUGACGCCACCAAGAACUGUGUCGACGGGCUCGUCGUGCCCAUAUGGCGUCCAUUCAUGGACCUGACUCCAGGCGACAAGAUCCUACGAGGUCUCAUUUACUUCGUCGUAAUUGCCUAUUGCUUUCUGGGAGUUUCUAUCGUUGCCGAUCGCUUCAUGAGCAGUAUUGAAGUCAUCACAAGUAUGGAGCGGAGGAUCAUCGUAAAGCGACCAGGUCUCGAACCAAUGGAAGUAAAUGUUCGGAUAUGGAAUGAUACCGUAUCGAAUUUAACACUGAUGGCUCUUGGUGAGAAUUCGUUGAAAACUUUACAUCUGUACAGUGUUCAUCAGCUCCUGAAAUUCUUCUUUCUAUCAUCGAGGCUAGUAAUUGUAAUUGCGAAAAAAUUCGAGGCGGGUGAUCUGGGUCCGAACACAAUCGUCGGUUCUGCUGCUUUCAACCUCUUCAUGAUCAUUGCACUUUGUGUGGCUGUCAUUCCUCCUGGAGAAGUGCGCAGACAGAAACAUCUCGACGUCUUCUUCGUCACCGCCUCAUGGUCAAUUUUUGCCUACAUUUGGAUGUACGUGAUACUUGCUGUCACAUCACCGGGAGAGAUCGAAAUCUGGGAAGGCCUUCUUACAUUCGCCUUUUUCCCUCUCACGGUGGUCACCGCCUGGAUUGCGGACAUUAAGAUCAUUCAGACACGUUUCCUUCCCCGUCGCUAUCGUCGUAGUUCGCAUGGCGUGAUCGCAACUGAAGGAGAGGAAAUGAAGAUGCUUGAAAGCAAUGGAAUCACUCAGGCUUAUAAGGAUUUCACUCAGCCGGAUUUUGUUGAUCCCGCAGUGCGUGCCUUCGAAGAGCAUCGAAGAGAAUUCAUAGAGCUUAUGAGGGAAAUUAGGAAAAGGAAUCCUCAUAUCUCUCCUUCUGAUCUCCAAAAGCAGGCCGAAUACGAAAUGAUCGCGAGAGGUCCUAAAUCUCGAGCGUUUUAUCGAGUGCAGGCCACGAGGCGUCUAGUCGGCGGUGGUGACAUUGUGAAGAAGAGAAUCGAUAAAGAACACAAUAAAGCCAUCGAUAUGUUAGUACAGGCGCAAGAAAAACAGAUAAGGGAGAACACUUGCAAAAUAUUCUUCGAUCCAGCUCACUAUACCGUUCUAGAAAACAUCGGAAGUUUCGACGUAGUGGUUGGACGAGAUGGAGGUCCACCUGGUCUUACGGUAAUGGUGGACUAUUACACUGAGGAUGGCACUGCAAAUGCUGGAUCGGACUACAUCCCUGUUAAAGGCACUCUCACAUUCUAUCCAGAUGACAAACAUCAGGAAAUCACCAUCGAAAUUGUGGACGAUGAUGUAUUUGAAGAAGACGAACACUUUUACCUCCACCUGCGCAACCUUCGCGUUCGUACAAAGGACGGCCUCAUUUUAGACCCUUCCCGUAUUGGAGGGUUGCCGGUGGCGCAGUUGGAAAUGCCGGCUACUGCCACCAUAAUGAUUUUAGAUGACGAUCAUGCUGGCGUGUUUUCUUUCGAGUAUGAUCAUUUCGAAGUCAUUGAAAGUUGUGGACAUCUUUCUUUAAGAGUUCUCCGACAUUCUGGAGCGCGAGGAAAAGUCAUCAUUCCGUUCAAAACUGUUGAUGGAUCGGCUAUUGGGGGAAAGCACUACGAAACUAAAGAAGGAGAAUUGGUUUUCGACGACAACCAAACUGAAGCUUUCAUCGAACUUGGAGUGAUGGACACUGAGCAAUAUGAACGAUCCGACUUCUUCUUCAUUGAACUUGGCCCUCCCAUUUGGGCUAAGAAGAUGAGUGAUCUGAGCAAAGUGCAGGAGCGAUUCCAGCGCCGAUUGGAGCAGAAGCGCAGAUCAUCCAUCGCUUUGGACCUCAAAGAAAGCAGUGAGCGAGGCACUCCUAUCCCUGCACAUUCGACGACACGAACACCAUUCUCCGACUUUCUCGCAUUGGAUCCAAGCAAUAGGGCUGUAUCGGCCUCGCCAACUCUUAGCAAUCGUUUCAAAACGCGAAUGGGAUCGUGGAUCGCCGGCAUGAAAGGGACCGACGACGGUCAAGUAACCAAUUUAACAGCCGACCAGCUGGAAGUCGCCGAGUUAGGAAAACCACGGCUCGGCGACUUCACGAGGUGCCAGAUAACUAUCAAGGAAAGCAAGGAAUUCCAAGGCAUUGUUGACCGGAUGAUCAGAAACGCCAACACGAAGUUGAUGCUGGGGACGUCGUCAUGGAGGGAGCAGUUCAUCGACGCCCUCACAGUGAAUGCCGACCACGGCGACGAUGACGACGAUGAGGAUGGAGAGGAAGGCAUGGAAAUAAAAGAGAGAAUGCCACCGAGCUGUCUCGACUAUUUCAUGCAUUUCUUGACGAUGCCGUGGAAACUGAUUUUUGCCACUAUUCCCCCUACUGACUAUUGGGAUGGAUGGGCCUGUUUUAUGGUGUCGAUUUUCAUGAUUGGUGUUCUGACAGCCUUAGUGGGCGAUCUCGCUUCACAGUUUGGUUGCUGGGUUGGUUUGAAGGAUUCCAUUACUGCUAUAUCAUUCGUCGCUCUCGGAACUUCAGUACCAGAUACUUUUGCAUCCAAAGUAUCUGCUGUGCAAGAUAAAUAUGCAGACAACUCCAUCGGAAACGUGACGGGUUCUAAUGCCGUUAACGUUUUCCUGGGCAUAGGAAUCGCUUGGUCAGUCGCUGCCACCUACCACUUCUUCAACGGAACAAAGUUCCUCGUGGAUCCUGGGAAUCUCGGAUUCUCCGUGCUGGUAUUCUGCCUCGAAGCGUGCGCCUGUAUUACAAUAAUAGUGUUAAGGAGAGGAAAACUUGUCGGUGGAGAACUAGGAGGUCCCAUCGGAUAUAGGGUAUGGUCAUUCUUUCUAUUUGUUCUGGAAAUUGCCGACUUGAUAACACUGUUGUUUUUUGUUUGUUGUGGCUUAUCGAUUGGAUGGUGUAAUCCAGUUUCGUGUUCAAUUUUCCUCCUGUUGAUUUUUUAG
This is a messenger RNA of Angiostrongylus costaricensis, 3051 nucleotides long. NCBI's taxonomy places the organism in Eukaryota, Metazoa, Nematoda, Chromadorea, Rhabditida, Metastrongylidae. The record is from the annotation of a GenBank genome assembly.